CUGCACGUUGACGGGACACGUCAUGACAAAAAUUACGAGCGUGAUUUUAGGGAAGUUUUUCUGGUAGUUUUGUUAUGAAAAAAAGGGGUUUUAUAAGUUGAAAGUUUAUUUUUUAGAUCAAGUGAAAAGUGGAGUUUUUAUGUGCGAAUUAGUGGGGAGGGAGAUAUUUUCUUUUCUGAGAAAAAUGUACUCCAAGAGAAGCAGCAGUCGAGGUGCACGUCAUCGGGUGCAUGCUUGGUCGAUAAUGCAGAUUCGGUGGGUGGAUUCCUCUUUCGGUGGGAAAAUUCAAAUAAGCGAAUUUUGUGGACAAGAAUGGAAGAUGGCGUGCGCCAACGGAUAGGAGCCCUCUUGCGCCUAGUAGCACGGUGACGUCCGUACGACACGGUGUUUUUAUUUCUCUGUAGACGAUAUUCCCAAAGAAAUUCUAAAAUUUCUACUUUUUAAUAAAAUUAACACUGGGAAAUUUUUUAAAAAACCGCACGUGUUUUUAGUUAAUUAUAAUAAUAAAUCCGACUUCCGGUCUCAUAUACGUUAGUCAAGGAUCUAGUUUGAAAACAUUUGUAAGGAUAAAACGUUAAGAUAAUAAGCCUCUUCCUGGGAAUGUGGGACUCGUUUGUCGUCAGAGCAUCAAGCCAAGAGGUUGGGUUCCGGAUAUUUGAAGCGAGCAAACAGUGAUCGCCUUCAUGAAAUCUUCAAUCAGUAUGCGACGCAGGAGAAGAAUGGCGAGAGGUUCAUGACUCCGGCUGACUUUGUACGGAGCUACCUUGGCCUUUAUACAGAUGCCGAUUAUAACCCCGACUCUGUUAACCUCCUCGCAGGAAUCGUUGAUACCAGCAAAGAUGGGCUCAUUUCAUUUGCUGAGUUUCAAUCAUUCGAGGGUUUGCUCUGCGUGCCAGAUGCUCUUUACAAAACGGCAUUCCUGCUCUUUGACACUAAUGGAAAUGGAAUGGUUGCAUUUGCGGAGUUCGCUGAGGUGAUGCGAAAAACAGUUUUGCAUCAGAGGAUGCCCUUUAACAUGGACAGUGAUUUUCUGAAACUUUACUUUGGAAAAGACAAAAAAAGACUGAUUAGCUAUUCAGAAUUCAGUCAGUUCCUCCAUGACUUUCACGAGGAAUAUGCAACAGAGGGCUUCAAAAAAUUCGACAAGGAUAGCAGUGGAUUCAUAUCGGCCUUGGAUUUUCAGGACAUUAUGCUGAGCAUAAAAAGUCAUUUGCUCACGAAGGAAGUUAGGGAUAAUCUAAUCGGGGUAGUUAGCGCAGGCCAUAAUGCAAAAAAAGUCAGUUUUCCUUAUUUCAUGGCGUUCAAUUCCCUUCUAAACAAUAUGGAGUUGAUAAAAAGGAUCUAUUUGAAUGCAACGAAUGGACACAGGAAUCAGGAAGUCACGAAAGAGGAAUUCCUUCACUCAGCACAAAUGAUGUCUCAAAUAACACCUUUGGAAGUGGACAUCCUUUUUCACCUUUGUGAUCUCCUUCAUCAAACCGGAUCAGCGGAAGGUGCUGAGGCGAUAACACGGUCUGGGAAGAUCGUUUAUAAUGAUUUGGUGUCCAUUACACCCGAGCAGUAUUUCAAGCAUAUAACGAGAAGACUCGCAGAAAUAAAGGCCGUCUCGAGUCCCGAAGAGCGUGGAGUCCUUGUACAAAUUCUAGAAAGCAGCUACAGGUUCGUGCUCGGAUCCGUCGGUGGAGCUGUGGGAGCAACUGCAGUCUAUCCAAUUGAUUUGGUGAAGACUCGAAUGCAAAAUCAGAGGACGGGUUCCUUCAUUGGUGAAUUAAUGUACAAAAAUAGUUUCGACUGUUGCAAAAAGGUAAUUCGGCACGAGGGAUUCUUCGGACUUUACCGAGGGCUGGUACCACAAUUGAUGGGAGUUGCUCCGGAGAAAGCUAUCAAACUAACAGUUAAUGAUUUCGUAAGGGAUAAAUUUAUGGACAAAAAUGGAAAUCUACCAAUCUCUGGAGAAAUUCUUUCCGGCGCUUGUGCUGGAGCAUCUCAAGUGGUUUUCACGAAUCCUCUCGAAAUUGUCAAAAUCCGAUUGCAAGUUGCUGGAGAAAUUGCUGGAGGACAAAAAGUCAGAGCUUGGGCGGUGGUGAAAGAAUUGGGACUUUUUGGAUUGUACAAAGGGGCGAGAGCCUGUUUAUUGAGAGACGUGCCCUUUAGUGCAAUUUAUUUCCCGAUGUACGCCCACACAAAAUCGAGAAUGGCAGACGAGGGAGGAUAUAAUACACCUUUAUCGUGUCUCCUUUCCGGUGCGAUAGCGGGAGUGCCUGCUGCGGCACUUGUCACGCCUGCUGACGUCAUUAAGACUCGCUUACAGGUUGUUGCGAGAGAAGGACAGACGACCUACAAUGGACUAGCAGAUUGUGCCCGGAAAGUUUACAGAGAAGAGGGGGCAAGAGCUUUUUGGAAAGGAGCAACAGCUCGAGUAUUCAGAUCGUCGCCACAAUUUGGCGUCACCCUCUUCACUUAUGAAAUUCUCCAGAGGUUGUUUGUCGUCGAUUUUGGAGGAUCACGACCGAGUGGAUCCGAGCUGAAGGUGCCUACGACUGGAGUUGCUGACGAAAUCCGGUCGACAAAUCCAGACCACAUAGGUGGCUACGAAGUAGCUCUUCCAAUUUUCACCGGUAUCGAGUCUAAAUUUGGUCUCUGCUUACCAAGGUUCCAGUCCAUAAGUAGGAAAUAAAAUAUAUAAAUAAAUAAACUAGAAGCACCGAAUCCAGAAAGCAUUUUAGACGAUCAUCUCUUUGUACAAAAAGAAGUUAGAGGUUGUUCACCCUGGCAACAAUCGCGAGCCUCAAUUCUCUCAAGUGACAACAAAUAAAAUUCCAAUUUGAAUUUAAAUCUGUAUUUGAAUUUAAAUUUAAAUUAUAGCAAUUUUUGUCACUGGAAGAGGCUUUCGCGAAUGCUUCUUCUUUAACUUUCUUCGAGAACGAGAUUGUGACUUUAGUACAAUCGAUACGCUUAUUAUAAACAUUGAAUUUCCAGUCCUGAAGAUUUUUUAUAGACUCAGUGAAAAGAAAAAGUCGAUCUUUUGAUUUUCGAAUCAGCAGACAUUUUUAAUAAUAC
Belonocnema kinseyi is the source of this 3060-nucleotide messenger RNA. RefSeq names its product calcium-binding mitochondrial carrier protein Aralar1 (gene aralar1). The record is from RefSeq and is a predicted model, not a curated record. Gene Ontology annotation, molecular function: calcium ion binding; L-aspartate transmembrane transporter activity; L-glutamate transmembrane transporter activity. The transcript is spliced from 19 exons. Gene Ontology annotation, biological process: malate-aspartate shuttle; aspartate transmembrane transport; L-glutamate transmembrane transport. The coding region runs from base 734 to 2677 and encodes 647 amino acids. NCBI's taxonomy places the organism in Eukaryota, Metazoa, Arthropoda, Insecta, Hymenoptera, Cynipidae.